GAUGGAGCAGCCCGGGGAGCCAAAGGAAACACUUUACAGUAAAGACCGAAUAUAAACCCAGUGUAGUUUCAGAUAUAAAAAGUUUAUGCUGUGACAAAUUGUUAAUGAAUAACUGAAUAUUAAUUGCAUUCUGGAGGGAAUUCCAAAUUGUUGUGCGAACUGCAAAAGGAGGGGAAAUUGUCUUUUUUGCACAUUUGUAAAGGGAUUUUUCACAUAAUGGGGAAUAUUGAGAGUGUGGACGAGCAACCAGAGAUGAAGCUCCAUAUUACGCCCUUAAAAGUACCAAUGCCAGACCCUAACGAACUGGAGGAGAGAUUUGCCCUGGUUUUGACCUCCAUGAACCUGCCCCCGGACAAAGCCAGGCUCCUGCGGCAGUAUGACAACGAGAAGAAGUGGGAUCUCAUCUGUGACCAGGAGCGGUUUCAAGUGAAGAACCCCCCUCACACCUACAUCCAGAAGUUGCAAGGGUAUUUGGACCCUGCUGUCACACGCAAGAAGUUCCGCCAACGCGUUCAGGAAUCCACCAAAGUACUGCGGGAGCUGGAGACCUCCCUCAGGACCAAUCACAUUGGGUGGGUUCGGGAAUUCCUCAAUGAUGAGAACAGAGGUCUGGACAUCCUCGUGGGGUACCUCUCUUUCGCCCAGUGCGCCGUCAUGUUGGAUUUUGAUGGGCUGGAGAAUGGGGAGGAGGGGCCAUUGGACAAGGCCAAAUCAUGGAGCAGGUCCAUUGAGGAUCUGCACCAGUGUGCUAAUCAGCCCCUUAGCAGCUCACUGGCUCACUCUGCAUGCCAGUCUGUCCACCGCUAUAACACAAUAACCAACAGCAAAACCAUCAAAAACUCCCGCCUAGUUAGCCAGAAAGAUGAUGUCCAUGUAUGCAUCAUGUGUCUGCGAGCUGUCAUGAACUACCAGUACGGCUUCAACAUGGUCAUGUCCCAUGCUCAUGCUGUCAAUGAAAUUGCUCUGAGUCUGAACAAUAAGAACUCAAGAACCAAGGCUCUGGUAUUGGAACUACUGGCCGCUGUGUGCCUUGUGAGGGGGGGGCAUGAGAUUAUCCUGUCCGCAUUUGACAGCUUCAAAGAGGUCUGCAAUGAGAAGCAUCGCUUCGAGAAGCUGCUGGAGUAUUUCCGCUCUGAGGAUGGAAACAUUGACUUCAUGGUCGCCUGCAUGCAGUUCAUCAACAUCGUUGUCCAUUCGGUUGAAGACAUGAACUUCCGUGUGCACCUGCAGUACGAGUUCACCAAGCUGGGACUGGACGACUUUCUGGAGAAGUGCAGACACACAGAGAGUGACAAGCUCUCAGUGCAGAUCCAGGCAUACCUGGACAACGUGUUUGACGUGGGGGGGCUGCUCGAGGAUGCCGAGACCAAGAAUGUGGCCCUGGAGAAGGUGGAGGAGCUGGAGGAGCACUUCUCUCAUGUGACAGAUAAGCUCUUGGAGGUGGAAAAUGAGACCAUGAUGAAGGUGGCCGACCUGGAAAAGCAACUCCUCCAGAAAGACAAGGUUCUGGCAGCCAUAAAGGAGACGUACGAGUUGGCCAGUUCUCAGGUCCACACCCUGAGGCAGAUGAUCCAGGAGAAGGAUGCGGUGUUCCAGCGGCAGUCUGACAUUGAGAAGCGUCUGCAGGAGCUGGAGCAUCAGGGCAGCAUCUGCCUAUGGAAGCAGCCCAACGGCGGUAUGGCCGCGGGUGGGGCUGUGGGACCAGUGGCAGGGGCAUUGGAGGGCGUGGAGCUGCCCAUGGUGGAAUCUCUCGCAACGGGCAUCCCCACGGAUGCUGAGCCCCCACCCCUGCCCCCACCACCACCACCUCCCCCUCCCUUACCCCCCUCGUCAGGGGAGUGCAUGCUCGUCCCACCCCCUCCCCCGUUGGCCCUGCCUCUUCCAGGAGCAUCGCCAUCUGUCAUUCUCAGUGUCGGCCUAUCAGCCAUCAGGAUAAAGAAGCCCAUUAAGACUAAGUUCCGUCUGCCUGUGUUCAACUGGACUGUGCUCAAACCCAACCAGAUCAAUGGCACUGUGUUCAACGAGAUCGACGAUGAGCGGGUCCUACAGGAACUGGACCUGGACAAAUUUGAGGAACUUUUCAAGACCCGAGCGCAGAACCCUGUGAUUGACCUGUCCUGCCCAAAGACUAAGGUGUCCCAGAAGGCCAUGAACAAGGUCACCCUGCUGGAUGUCAACCGCUCCAAGAACCUGGCCAUUACCCUGCGCAAAGCCAGCAAGAGCACCGAGGAGAUCUGCAAAGCCAUCCAGACGUUCGACCUGAUGGCGCUGCCAGUGGACUUUGUGGAGUGCCUGACACGUUUCCUGCCCACAGAGGCAGAGAGCAAGGCACUGCGGCAGUAUGAGCGUGAGCGACGGCCUCCCGAGCAGCUGGCCGAGGAGGACCGCUUCAUGCUACAUUUCAGCAAGAUCGAGCGGCUCACGCAGCGCAUGAGCAUCAUCACCUUCAUCGGGAACUUUGCCGAGAGCAUCGCCAUGCUCACGCCGCAACUCAAUGCCGUCAUCGCAGCGUCAGCCUCUGUGAAAUCUUCUCCCAAGCUGAAAAGAAUGCUUGAGAUUAUUCUAGCCUUGGGGAACUACAUGAACAGCAGUCGGAGAGGAGCAGUGUACGGCUUUAAGCUGCAAAGCCUGGACUUGCUGCUGGACACGAAGUCCACAGACAGGAAGCUCACCCUACUGCACUACAUCGCCCUGAUUGUGAGGGACAAGUAUCCUGGGCUUGCCAACUUCUACAAUGAGCUGCAUUUCAUCGACAAAGCUGCUGCAGUGUCCCUGGAGAAUGUGCUGCUGGAUGUGCGGGAGCUGGGCCGGGGGAUGGACCUAAUCCAGAGAGAGUGCAGUCAACACGACCACGCUGUGCUCAGGAGCUUCCUCCACACCAGCGAGCCACAGCUAGACAAACUACACAGGGAUGCCAAGACUGCCGAGGAGUCCUUCAGCAACGUGGUGUGCUAUUUUGGGGAGAGCGCCAAGACCACCCCUCCGUCAGUGUUCUUCCCUGUCUUUGUGCGCUUCAUCAAAGCCUACAAGGACGCAGUGGAGGAGAAUGAGCAGAGACAGAAGCAGGAGGAGGCCCUGCGGGAGAAACUUCUCGCCCAGGAGGCUAAGCAGCAGGACCCCAAGGUGCAGAAGAAGAGGCAGCAGCAGGAUCUGAUAGCAGAACUGCGCAGACGGCAGGCCAAGGAUCACCGUCCCGUUUAUGAGGGCAAGGAUGGAACCAUUGAGGACAUCAUCACAGUACUGAAGAGCGUGCCCUUUACGGCCCGGACUGCCAAACGGGGCUCGCGUUUCUUCUGUGAUGCCAAUCUCUGUGAUGAGUCCAACAGCUAGCCCCAUCCCCUGCUCCAUACCCCUAGUCCCAUGGCAGCCUUUCAAAACCCUGCAAGGUUGUCUGAUACUGUAAAAAAACUUUUACUCAAUGCAUGCCUUUAGAAUAUGCAUGCUCUCUGACACCCCCAUUACUAGUUCUUUCAGCUGGUCCCAGUGGUGGCAAGUUUUGCAUGCAUUUACUUCAUUUACCUGGGUAACUGUAAAUGAAGUCUAGCCAGACCUCUACACAGUUACAAAUUGCACUGAAGUAGUUAUUGGUCUAGAUUUGCUGAAGUGCAUACAGUCUCACCAUCUCAGACGUAUCUGCAUUGUAAUUUUACAUCUGUCAUGAAUGCAUCACCAGUUUGCUAGUGAAAAUAAUAUGAGAUAUUUUCAUUGAGAGAUAUAAGAGAAGUUUGAAGCUCUUAUCAUUUGAGGAAGGACUUGUCCUACCUGUCAGCAGGUACACAGUCUUUUUGUGGAAGAGGUUUGGCUGUUGUAGGCCAUUCACAGGGUCUCCCUCCAUAGAAACCAUGUCAUACUUGCUUCCCCUCCUACAUGGGGGCCUCUUGGUCUCUGCCUCUCACUAUUGGAUGCUGUGCUGUUGUAUUUGUUUGAAAUAGCGGGUUGUGUGAUAUUUGCUGCUUCAUAGAUGUCUGUAUGCAGGGUGACUGACUGAGCUACUGUAGCACCCUUUUACCAUUUAUGGUGCUAGAUAUUAAU
This is a messenger RNA of Megalops cyprinoides (Indo-Pacific tarpon), 4032 nucleotides long. Its product is annotated as formin-like protein 3. The record is from RefSeq and is a predicted model, not a curated record. Lineage: Eukaryota; Metazoa; Chordata; Actinopteri; Elopiformes; Megalopidae. Gene Ontology annotation, molecular function: actin filament binding; small GTPase binding. Gene Ontology annotation, biological process: cortical actin cytoskeleton organization; cell migration; regulation of cell shape. The transcript is spliced from 26 exons. Gene Ontology annotation, cellular component: cytosol. The coding region runs from base 217 to 3330 and encodes 1037 amino acids.